GAGCCCUUUGAGGAUGGCUAUGCAAAUGGUGAGGAGGGCACUCCAGCUGGGGAAGCAGCUGCCACUUAUGCACCUGAUAGCAAAGGGGUGGUCAAGUUUGGCUGGAUAAAAGGUGUAUUGGUACGAUGUAUGUUAAAUAUUUGGGGUGUGAUGCUCUUCAUCAGACUAUCAUGGAUUGUAGGACAAGCUGGGAUAGGUCUGUCUGUCUUGGUUAUUGGAAUGGCCACUGUUGUGACAACUAUUACAGGACUGUCUACUUCAGCAAUAGCCACAAAUGGGUUUGUAAGAGGAGGAGGAGCAUAUUACUUAAUUUCCAGAAGUCUGGGGCCAGAGUUUGGUGGUGCCAUAGGUCUGAUUUUUGCAUUUGCCAAUGCUGUUGCAGUAGCAAUGUAUGUUGUUGGAUUUGCAGAGACAGUUGUGGAGCUGCUCAAGGAAAAUGGGACGUUAAUGAUUGAUGAAAUGAAUGAUAUCAGAAUCAUAGGGGCUAUCACAGUGGUUAUAUUGCUGGGUAUUUCCGUUGCUGGAAUGGAAUGGGAAGCAAAAGCACAGAUAGUCUUACUGGUGAUCCUCAUAGUUGCUAUUGGAGACUUUGUCAUAGGAACAUUUAUUCCUUUGGACAGCAAGAAGCCUAAAGGUUUUUUUGGUUAUAGAGCUGAAAUAUUUAUGGAGAAUUUUGGACCUGAUUUCCGACACGGUGAAACUUUCUUUUCUGUGUUUGCUAUUUUCUUCCCUGCUGCAACUGGCAUACUUGCUGGUGCAAAUAUCUCAGGUGAUCUUGCGGAUCCUCAGUCAGCCAUACCUAAAGGAACGCUGUUGGCCAUCUUAAUUACUACAUUGGUUUACGUAGGAAUUGCAGUAUCUGUAGGUUCCUGUGUUGUUCGAGAUGCCACAGGAAAUGUUAAUAACACCAUUGUCACCGAGCUGACAAAUUGCACUACUGCAGCUUGCAAAUUAAACUAUGAUUUCUCAUCCUGUCAGACAGGGUGUCAGUAUGGGCUGAUGAACAAUUUCCAGGUGAUGAGCAUGGUAUCAGGAUUUGCACCACUGAUUUCUGCAGGUAUUUUUUCAGCCACCCUGUCUUCUGCAUUAGCAUCUCUUGUGAGUGCACCCAAGAUCUUCCAGGCAUUGUGCAAGGACAACAUUUAUCCAGGAUUUCAGAUGUUUGCUAAAGGCUAUGGGAAGAACAAUGAACCACUGAGAGGAUAUCUUCUAACAUUCUUAAUAGCUCUUGGAUUCAUACUAAUUGCUGAACUGAACGUCAUUGCUCCAAUUAUUUCUAACUUCUUUUUGGCCUCAUAUGCCUUGAUUAACUUCUCUGUAUUCCAUGCUUCUCUUGCAAAAUCUCCAGGCUGGCGCCCUGCUUUCAAAUACUACAAUAUGUGGAUUUCUCUUGUUGGAGCUAUUCUGUGCUGCAUUGUGAUGUUUGUCAUUAAUUGGUGGGCAGCACUUUUGACAUAUGUCAUAGUUCUUGGACUCUACAUUUAUGUCACUUACAAGAAACCAGAUGUGAACUGGGGAUCCUCAACACAAGCUUUGACUUACUUGAAUGCCCUGCAGCAUUCUAUUCGUCUCUCAGGAGUGGAAGAUCAUGUGAAGAACUUCAGGUAACAGUUAAUAUUAAAGACCUACGAAACUACUUCUAUGUAUUCA
Molecule: messenger RNA, 1650 nt
Organism: Pterocles gutturalis (yellow-throated sandgrouse)
Lineage: Eukaryota; Metazoa; Chordata; Aves; Pterocliformes; Pteroclidae
Product: solute carrier family 12 member 2-like
Exons: 14
Biological process (GO): cell volume homeostasis; chloride transmembrane transport; potassium ion import across plasma membrane
Cellular component (GO): membrane
Molecular function (GO): ammonium channel activity; sodium:potassium:chloride symporter activity
Source: RefSeq, a predicted model, not a curated record